CUCAACUCUCAAACCUCUGCUGUUUUGAUUCUUCCAUAUCUUCUUUUUCCAGUGCCGGGAUAAUGGUAAACUGCCUCUGCAAACCUCCGAUGACUGUGAUUCUUUUGCUUGGUUGAAGAUUUAAUCUUUUAAAGUUCCUCAUUCCAUAAAGCCUGUGACUCAUUCCAGUAUGGUGAGAGGCUGAGCCUUCAAGCAGGGUAAACCUGUCCCACUCAGUAAAGUGACGUGAGCCUUCCACCUGUGGUGUGUCUGCUUGGACGUGAGUGCUGCAGCAGGACACCGAAGCUCCCGUCAGGCCUGAGAGAUGGAGAGCGAGACAGGCACACAGACUAGCUCUCCUUCCGUCAGUCCUGCUCCACCAGAACUGUCCAACUCGGUAAACCACGCUCCCCGUUUCGGCACAGUCAUCCCCAACCGUAUCUUUGUAGGUGGAAUCGAUAUUAAAACUAAUGAGAAUGAUCUCGGGAGAUUUUUCUCUCAAUAUGGAACGAUCAAAGAAGUGAAGAUUGUUAUUGAUCGUGCUGGAGUGUCAAAGGGAUACGGCUUUGUCACAUUCGAAUGUCAGGAGGAUGCACAGAAAAUUCUGCAUGAUGCUGAUCGGCUGUGUUUCCGGGAUAAGAGGCUGAACAUUGGCCAGGCCAUUCGCAAACAGCAAGUGGGAGUGCACUCAGGUGGCUACACUGUUACAAGUCCUGGUCCCACCCUAGCCCUCCCGGCUCCUGUGGGCACCAUGUACCUGACUACACCUACAGGAUAUCCCUACACCUAUCACAAUGGAGUGGCCUACUUCCACACACCAGAGCCCAGCACCCACAGCUCACAAUGGCCUCCUUCACAUGUGGCAUCUGGAGCACCAGUGAUGGUGCCACACACUCCUCCCACUUUCUGCACUCCACAUGCAUACCACCAGUACCAGCAUGUUUCACAGGGUCCCUCCCAGUGGGUGUCUGGACACCUGCAAUGGGCUGUUCCUCAGGUAGAGUCUCCUGUCCCUUUGAGCCCAACCCCUUUGUUAUAUGUGCAGCCCACCGAGCUAAUGUAUCACCCCAUGGAGCUGUCUGCAGACAAUGGGUGUGUUCAAUCAGCUAUGCCUUUGGUGGAGGCUGCCAUUCCUGAGGCAUAUGUGGAUCACAUGGUGCAAUCAUCAUAUCAGAUUUGCAUGCAGAACCCAGUGAUUCUGUCGCAGGAUGGAGUCAAGGAGCAUAAGGUCCAUCCGGUCAGACGAGGUUACUCCCACUCUCCUAUUCACUUGAAGCCCAGGUAUGGCCGCGGUCCACAUUUCACGAACCUGCGUAAGGACUACGGUCCCAACCCGGCUCAGGGUCCUCCACCGCUACCAUCUCUGACUGCCCAGGAGGUGCUAAAAUAGAGGCCUUUGCUCAGCCGAGGCACCUGGCCAUUCUGCUCCAGCUCACAGCUCAGCACACCUGUCUAAUUGACACUAACCCGACUCUAGUCCUCAACACUGCUUAAUUUGAACCAAACCUCUCUCUGCAAUAUGACAGCUGAGUAUUAAAGGUGAUCAAAAGUUGCAAAACUUGCAAUAGAAGUAAAACUGUAGUCAACUUUAGUUCACAUGGACAAAUUCAUAAAAUUCCUUUAAUGACUGAAAGAACAGUUGAAGCAAAAUGCCACUCAUCUGGAUAACACUAUUGUAACUUGCCUAAUGUCAGUCUCAUGGAAAUUUCACUGCCUUUUACACUUUUAUACAGAAAGAAUGAUGUCAUUGCAUGUUCUUAUAUACCUAAUUUUAAAACCUUUUAUUAAGACACCUUAGUAUCAUUCUUAGUUAUUUUACAGUCACAGUACUCAUUUGAUCAGCUUAUACAACCAGCCACACUUAUUUAUUUAUUUAAACAUAUCUGCCUGAAUAUAUCUGUAGUAUGUCUUAUAGUUUAAUAGCAAAUGGGGUCAUUCUCCCACAUUCUCUUAUGUACUCCCUUCAAAUGUUCUCUUUCAGAUUUUUUCUUUUUGGGACCUGAGUGGUGUUUAUGUACAUAGUUAAAAUAACAUGUAGUCUUCACUCAUUACAAGCAUUGUGACAUAUUCAUCAAAAAUGUUUACAUGUCACUCACUCAUAAUCUUAAGAAGUGGAACUUGCACUGAAUAAAGCCUUAAAGUAGCGUUGUAUAAAUUGCCAUUUGGACAACUACCUGGCCUGAAGAAUAUACCAAUAGUGUUUUAUGAGCCACGUUUCCUUCAUAAUUUAGCACUACAAAGCAGGUCUCACCACUUCAGCACAAGCUAUUUUUCUGUAGUAAAUCUAGUCCAGUGAGCGUUAAAGAAGGGUAAUUCUCCUUUUUGACAUUGCUGUAUUUGCAUUAAGUGAUAUACACUUAUUAAUAUGUACAAAUGUUUACAACUAUGAUUGCAACGUUCAGGGUGUAUUUUAUCUUUAAAAAGGUUAUUCAGUUGUUAAAACUCCCUGGUUCUCUCCAACAGUGGGAGAUGGUAUUGUAUUUUUUGGAGUUUUUUUGGUUUUCUUACAUAAAGUGAUCUGAAUCUCUGGAGGAUACCUAUUGCAAAACCCUGCUUUCUAAUGGUGUAUGCUUCUUAUUCUGUUCAUGCUUGUAGUAGAUUACACUUUUCUGGGCAUUUGCCAAGUUCCAGUUUUUGUAGUUAAAUGUGUAUAUGCCAAAAUGUUAUUACCAUAGUGCUUUCCUCUUUCUACAUAUGA
Messenger RNA from Electrophorus electricus (electric eel), 2677 nucleotides. Lineage: Eukaryota; Metazoa; Chordata; Actinopteri; Gymnotiformes; Gymnotidae. The record is from RefSeq and is a predicted model, not a curated record.